AAAACUAUGAUCUUCCCUCUCCUACUACCUGUCUAUAACCACUCUCUACACAGAGAGAGUAAAUAAGAAGCUACAACUACACCAUCAUAUUCACACAGCAUUUUCAAAGAGAGAACCAGAGAAUUAACAGUCAUCGUCCCAGUCAUGUCACGGACGAAACAAACAGCAAGAAACUUUCCGUCAAUAACAGCAUGCAGCGGCUCCUCCUACGAAUCAAUCGCAGCUGAUCUCGACGGCACGCUGCUCGUCUCCAGUAGCUCCUUCCCUUACUUCAUGCUGGUAGCUAUAGAAGCCGGCAGUCUCCUCCGUGGGCUGGUGUUGCUUCUUUCUCUACCUCUCAUCAUCAUAUCUUAUUUUCUCAUAUCCGAAGCCAUCGGCAUCCAAAUCCUUAUCUUCAUUUCCUUCGCCGGCGUCAAGAUCCGUGACAUCGAGCUCGUUUCUCGUGCCGUUUUACCAAGGUUUUACGCCGCGGAUGUGAGGAAGGAGAGCUACAAGGUGUUUGAUAAAUGCAAGAGGAAGGUGGUGGUGACGGCGAAUCCGACGAUCAUGGUGGAGCCAUUCGUGAAGGAUUUUCUUGGCGGGGAUAAAGUUUUAGGUACUGAGAUUGAAGUGAACCCUAAAACCAAGAGAGCUACUGGAUUUGUUAAGAAGCCGGGUGUUUUAGUUGGCAAAUGGAAGAAGUUGGCAAUUUUGAAAGAGUUUGGAGAGGAAUCGCCUGAUCUUGGGAUUGGAGAUCGUAAAACUGAUCAUGAUUUCAUGUCCAUUUGCAAGGAAGGCUACAUGGUUCAUCGCAGCAAAUCAGCAACUCCAUUACCGCGUGAUCGUCUCAAAAGUCCUAUAAUCUUCCACGACGGCCGUUUAGUUCAACGACCGGACCCACUCAAUGCCCUCAUCACCUAUCUCUGGCUGCCAUUUGGAUUCAUGCUCUCCAUCUUACGCGUGUACUUCAAUCUCCCUCUCCCUGAGCGAAUCGUACGGUACACAUACGAGAUGCUCGGCAUCCAUCUCGUGAUCCGCGGGACCCCACCUCCAGCUCCAUCACGUGGAACCCCAGGAAAUCUCUACGUGUGCAAUCACCGUACAGCAUUGGAUCCAAUCAUCAUAGCAAUAGCACUCGGACGCAAAGUUUCGUGUGUUACAUACAGCGUAAGCCGUCUCUCCAGACUCUUGUCGCCGAUCCCAGCCAUCGCUUUAACACGCGAUCGUGCGGCGGACGCUGAACGUAUCACGUCGUUGCUCCAAAACGGUGAUCUUGUUGUGUGUCCAGAAGGAACGACAUGUCGUGAGAAGUUUUUGUUGAGAUUCAGCGCGCUGUUUGCGGAAAUGAGUGACAGGAUUGUGCCAGUGGCAGUUAAUUGCAAGCAAAAUAUGUUCUAUGGAACAACUGUACGUGGGGUUAAAUUCUGGGACCCUUAUUUUUUCUUUAUGAAUCCAAGGCCGGUAUAUGAGGUGACGUUUCUUGAUCGGUUACCGGAAAAUAUGACGGUUAAGACCGGCGGGAAAUCGUCGAUUGAGGUGGCGAAUUAUGUGCAGAGGGUGUUGGGUGAUGUGUUGGGAUUUGAGUGUACUGGAUUGACUAGGAAGGACAAGUAUUUGUUGCUUGGUGGGAACGAUGGCAAGGUGGAGUCGAUCCAUAACUCCAAAAAGUGAAGCUUGAAUGUUUGAAAUUCGAAAUGGAAUUAGGCAGUUUGUGAGGGAUUUCUGUGUAACUUUAUUUAAAUAUAGAACUAUAUACAUAUGGAGACUAUUUUUGAAUUUUGGCUGUAAUGGUUAUUGAAUUAUUGUUCUUCAAAUUAAACUUCUGUUUCCUGUGA
Molecule: messenger RNA, 1814 nt
Organism: Mercurialis annua (annual mercury)
Lineage: Eukaryota; Viridiplantae; Streptophyta; Magnoliopsida; Malpighiales; Euphorbiaceae
Product: probable glycerol-3-phosphate acyltransferase 8
Exons: 3
Coding region: 145-1650 (501 amino acids)
Biological process (GO): cutin biosynthetic process
Cellular component (GO): membrane
Molecular function (GO): phosphatase activity; glycerol-3-phosphate 2-O-acyltransferase activity
Source: RefSeq, a predicted model, not a curated record